Messenger RNA from Panonychus citri (citrus red mite), 751 nucleotides. It is a transcript of the gene Cyt-b5, whose product is annotated as cytochrome b5-like. Gene Ontology annotation, molecular function: heme binding. The record is from RefSeq and is a predicted model, not a curated record. Bases 192 to 515 code for a protein of 107 amino acids. Gene Ontology annotation, cellular component: membrane; intracellular membrane-bounded organelle. The transcript is spliced from 2 exons. Lineage: Eukaryota; Metazoa; Arthropoda; Arachnida; Trombidiformes; Tetranychidae.
CUUUGGCAACAGCAAUCAUUCAGUGAUUCUAAUUGUUUUUUUGUUCAUCAUUUGAUUACAACAAUCAAGGUAAAUCAGAUUAAGUUUGGUUAAUCUUUAACUCGUAAUUUUCCUUUGUUUUAUACUCUGUUAAAUUUAUUCUUUUUGUUGUGUUUGCUCGUUUUGUGUGUCAACUGUAAAGGUAACUCAUCAUGUCAUCAGGGGAAAUUAAAAUUUAUCGUCUUGCUGAAGUUGAACAACAUAAAGAUAGAUCAUCAACUUGGAUUGUAAUUAACAACAGUGUUUAUGAUGUUACAUCUUUCCUUGAAGAGCAUCCUGGUGGUGAAGAAGUUCUCCUUGAGAAAGCUGGUGGAGAUUCAACCGAAGACUUUGAAGAUGUCGGCCAUUCAACAGAUGCAAGAGAAUUGAUGGAAAAAUACAAGAUUGGUGAACUUCAUGAAGAAGAUCGAUUCGCCGAGAAAUCAAAAGAAAAAACAACUACAGAAGAAUCCAAAUCAAGUUGCAGUAUUUUCUAAACUCACAACUCAUACUCUCUCCCUCUCUCCCUUACCUGUAGAUGCAUCUUACCUGAAAUCGGCUGGUUAUUGCUUAUAAAUAUAUAAAUAUGUUUGUGAAACUUUCCUCAUAAACAUUAUACAUACAAAUAAAUCCUAAUGUAAUUGACAACGAGGUAAAGAAAAAAAAAUUCUGAGUUGAAUCAGAACAGAAAAAAAAAUGAAUAAUAAAACUGAACUUAUAUCCACUUUGUUAA